AUGGCAUGCAAUGCAGCGUGCCGUGCCAACGGAGUGAAAAUAGAGUAUGACGAGGAUGCCUACAAGUUGAUAACUUCCCGUGGUUCUAAUUUACGGAGCAACUUGAAGAAUCUCAUGCGACCACUCGUUGAAGCCGAGUAUGGCUUUGUCAACGAGAAGACACCCGACACCAUCAAGACAAAUGCUGCGCUAGCACUAGCAGCGCUCACAAACUGCAAGACGUUGACAUACAAGGAUCGCCAGCAGUGCAAGGGAGCAUUCGAGGCCGACAUCAUCAUGAAGGGGAUGAUAAAGUGGUGUUACAACAAGAAAGGAUGUAUGGGGAUCAGAUAUCCCAGCUAUUUCAAGGACGAAGAGACUGGCGGGGCUACAUUGGGAAUCAUCGUUGCAUUGCUAAUGGCGAUGGAAGCAUGUGUCAUGGAGCACCAAGCACGCGGCAUUGUCUCGAGAAUCUGCAAAAGGCAUUUGAAGCAUGCCCGUCGUCAUGCUAGCAUUCCUGAUGAUCCCAUUGCCCUAGGUCCCAUUGAACAUUUCACAAUGGACGAAUUCACGGCGGCGGCUGCAGAGUGGGAAUAUCGCGAGUCAGAAUCGGAGGACGAUGGAGUGUAGUUGUAUCUAUCGUGUUGAGGUACCAAUGUACCAUUGCAAUGAA
Suillus clintonianus is the source of this 652-nucleotide messenger RNA. RefSeq lists its product as uncharacterized. The record is from RefSeq and is a predicted model, not a curated record. NCBI's taxonomy places the organism in Eukaryota, Fungi, Basidiomycota, Agaricomycetes, Boletales, Suillaceae. The coding region runs from base 1 to 609 and encodes 202 amino acids. The transcript has 6 exons.